Messenger RNA from Podarcis muralis (Common wall lizard), 4467 nucleotides. RefSeq lists its product as uncharacterized. NCBI's taxonomy places the organism in Eukaryota, Metazoa, Chordata, Lepidosauria, Squamata, Lacertidae. The record is from RefSeq and is a predicted model, not a curated record.
GGUUUAACAGCAAAGCCAGAUCCUCUUCUCAGCACACGAUGCAAGAAGGUGCUUAAAAUGGAUUUCCGCUUUUCUUUUCCCUUGCCAUGCGUGCUGGUGAUUCUGACCAUUUCUGAUGGUGUGACUUGUAUGGACCUCAAACAGCUUUUUGGCGACGCUGGUGGCGAUGUUUCUUUUCCUUUGGAAAUUAAAAAUCGAAGUGGCAUCCUAGUAAUGAAAGAAACGAACUGUUCUAAGCCGGAGAAUUUUACGAUGGACUGUUGCAAUGAUUGUGACAAAAGGCUGUGCCUGAGGAACGGGAUUGUAGAGAUGACGAAUUUAUCAGAAAAAGAUGAGGGGAAAUAUACAUUUGCUUUUGGAAAUGACAGUGAAGUUUUCUUGCUCAAAGUGUGUGAGAAGCCUCCAGCUGUUUAUAUCAAUUGUCUACCUGAUGGAAGAGCAAAUUUGUCCUGUGAAGCAGAUGGUCAAUUCAAUGAUGGAGUUUACUGGACUCGAAAUGGGAGAAUAAUACAUGAUGUUGAUGCUUGUGUGAAAGAUGGUGACAAGAGCAUUAUUUUGGGGAAAGGGGUACAGGGAAAGCUCGCUUGCCAUAGAAGAAACGCUUGCAGCAGCUCCUCCAUUGAGCUGUCAUGUAAUGGUGGUAACGAUCGAGAUCUGUUGCAGCACCCGCACUUCCUGUAUAUUAUGGUAGCGUGUGGAGGGGGUGCUCUCCUUCUGGCCAUUAUUGCCUCACUGAUCACAUGCUGCUGCAUGAAGAGCAAGCAUCAUUUCACUCCAGUGCCUGCGGAAGAUGAAAAGGAUGAGGGGAUAACCCUGUCUGCCAUUUCCAGUGAAGAACCAAAGAGUCCUCCUAAUGGAGACCCCUGUGAAACCACAGAUGCCCUUGUUGCCAGCACCCCCAAUCCUGGUCCUGAGACCUGUGAGAGUUUUAAACCAGAGCACAAGACAGACCCAAAUCCUACAGUUCAACCUAAGCUGGCACUGGAGACUAAAACAGAGGAAGAUGUUGAAACAGCAUUUCGAGAAGUCAUGGUUGACACUGAAGCCCUGGAAACGGUGGAUGAUUGCUUCCCUGAUCCUAUUGAUGCUUGAUCAGAUGCGUUCCCUUUAACCCUUCCUACAGUCUUGGGAAGUGGUGUUUCUUCAUUCCAUGAUGUUAUCUCCAUAAUAAUAGUGUCCUUUAAAAAACACACCUGCCUACAGUUAGCCAAAUCUACAAACCCACCUAAAAAUAGUCCUUAUGGGCAAGUAUGGUAUCCUCGCUCCAUGUAGCAAUUAGAUUUCAAAUUAAAUAUGACAGAUCUAUGUGCAAGACCUUUAACCUUCAAACAAUCUGAUUAAUUUUUCCUGUUUCUAUGACAAUUUUCAGGCUUCUCAAAACACCAAUAUUUUUGGUUCUGUCAAGGCACAGACACACAACAGGCAAAAUACCAUACAGGAGUCUAAAAGUACAUAUUUUAUACUGGAAUGAGGACCAGAAAUGCUCUAAAAAUUCCAGAAAAAGUGUUGAGUUCUGUACUGGGAUGUUUGGAAUCAUAUCACAGUAGCUUUCGCAGAUUCUUGUGGUCAAAAACAGUCCUAUUCAUUACGCUGGGUGUUUAUAUGAACUGAUGUUGGCUCAUAGAUUUCAGGGACCCUCAAGGAGGGUAUCUACAGAAUUCCUUUACCUGGAAGAGAUGAGGCACAAAAAUAGAGAAUGUGGAAAGUGAGAUCAGUGGCACUGUUUGGACAGUGGACCCUUUGUCAAUUUACAGGCCCAAAGAGAUGCCCAACCUCAUCCCCUUCUGGAGCAAGUUCUGACACAAACCGAGCUUCCAUAUCUAAACUGUUUUUGUUCCAUCCAGCUACCUUUUAGCAGAAAGUAGGGAUCCCUGGGCCCACUGCUGGAUGUCCCUUUGAAAGGAAUGAUGCAAAAAUGCUUCCCAGCACAUGUUCCAGCUCCAACCUUGGAUAUCCAGAUGUUGUGGGACUACAGCUUCCAUAACCCCCAGCCACCUUAGUCAAUGGUCAUGAAUGGUAGGAGCUGCAGUCCCAACAACACCUAGGAGCACAAGGUUGAAGAAGCUGCUCCAGUGCACAGUUUGUGACUAACAGGAAGCACAGAAACAGCAUUUUGUUUUUAUAUUUGUGAUAAAUUGACUACUGGCCUAAGCAAUUUGAUAAUUCUCUGUAUACGCAUUGCGCUUUCUUGAGUGUUCCAAGCAGUUCACAUGUAUCUUCUUUGUAAUUUGCAGCAGGUGUUCCAUUUCUUUCCUUGCUUGCAUCUUGCCUUUGUGUGGAUGUGCUUGCAUCUUAUUUCAGAUGAAAGGCUGGAGAAUUUGAGGGAUUCUCCAGGUGCUCUUUUCUUGUGGUGUAGCUAUUUUGGGCCCUUAGUUUGAUAGAAAGGCUUUGCUGCCGCUGCCUGAAACAGUGCAAGCCACUCUGCUGUCUUUAAUUGGGCAUAUACUCUGCAGAUAGGCUUUAGGAUUAAGUUCUAGAAACUUCUAAAGGGGGCAUUAUUUGCUCCCUAUAUGAACAUACACUGAGGUAGCAGCACUCCUUGAAGUAAAUGGCAUUGGGGACUUACUUCUGAGUAGACAUGUAUAGGAUGGCCCUGAGAAUGUUCUUUUUUCAGAGAUUGGUGGAGGCUAAAGAAAAUGGCACUACAGUUCCAUUCAUGUGUACUCAGAAGCAAGGUUUAUGACUAGGUAAGUUUGUAUAAUAUUGCAGCCUGUGUGUGUCAGUAGUACUGGCUUUGGGUGACAUUCCAUUGCCUUUGAAAAGAAGUCAGUCCUUGACUAAACAAGCCAGUCUCUGCUUCUAAGCAUCACUAGCUAUUAUUAGAUCGUGAACUCCUGGCUGGGACUUGUUAUGCAUUUGUUUUGACGUACAGCUCCUUGUUCAGUGUGGACCCUUUUAUAAAUAUUAAAUGCUGAUGACUAAACCCCACUCUAUGGCUACAGAACUGAGUUGCGGUAGAAUUAAUUUCAGAGUCAUGUCUCAUUUACUGGAAAAACCCCUCUUACCAAUACUGCCAAUGCCAGGAGCCAUGAACAUCCAGUUACUGCUAUCUGAUGAGACCAUUUUUACACAAAUGUUUUGAAUUAUUCUAUUUUAGAACUCAGAUCUAACACAUGAUUUCAAGGCUUCUUAUCCUAUCUUUGUGGCUUAUAUAGGCCUUGUAAAUUAGUGUGCCAGGUAUGUUUACUAAGCAAUAAGUCACAUUGUUUUAGGCUGCUAUCAAAGUUGAAACUUCGCUUGUGUUCCAGCCUCUCCUGCCAUUUAUAGCUAUGUUUGAUAAUGCAGAAAAGAUGCACAUAUGACACAAAUAGGCAUCAUAGACUUUACAUUCACAAGCCUGACUGACGCAUGCCCUGCUUUAAGCCUUGUGCAUAAAAAGUCUUUAGAAUUUGCAGUUGGAUUCUGGGGACAACGCUUUCCUUAAAAUAAAAUUAAAAAGCUUUUAAAAAACACACCAUGGUGUCUGAAUGUCAUAUGAGCAUGGAUGUCAUUGGUAUGAUGUUUGGCCUUGUGACUUGAAAGUUGUGAUUGCUAGGAGAAAGGAGUAUGGGUUUUCCUCCUGCAGAGCAUGCUAGGGUACAGAGUUCAACAGUAUCUAGAAUAAAGUGAAAUUGCUUUACGUUAACUAUUGGGCUUAAAAAAACAACCCAACCCACUAGUGAAGGCAAUGUCAUUCACAGCCCUGAUAUUGCAUUAGAGGCCAAGGUUAGAAGAAAGAUGCUCUGGGAGAUUCUAAGACUUAAAGUAAAAGGCUGGGACUAGGCUAGUAUUUCUCGUGUGCCAGCCAAAUGGUUUGCUGUGUCUUUACCAUUGAUUCCCAAGCCAGGGGCCCAGAUGUACAGGCCCCCUCCUCUACCCCUUCUGAGAAGAUUGCUCGGUGGCAGCACAUCAGAGUAGCCCCCUUAUCUGCUGAUGUUUUGUACCACUUGCACCCUGCUUGUCCAUUGCCCUAAUGUCUUUAUCUGUCAUCCAUGAUGUGACUGCGGUGGUGACUGUCCUAUGACUAGGCGCACGUUACUUGACAGGCCUCUUGAGCUUCGUACUAGUCUAACGUACAGGAUCUUCUAGAAUCCCCCUUUGCUUCAUGUGUCGGAAGCUGCAUGUUUACAGCACUAGAGAAGACGUGUAGACAGCCAUAAAAUAGCUUCAGAAAUUCAGCUGACAGCUACAGCUUGCCAUUUUGCUUUAUUCUCUCUCUCUCUAUUACAGCAAUAUAAGGCUGGGAGAUUCAUUCUUCUGUAAUGUUUUUAUCUGCAUUCAUGCUAUGGUGUUUUUUAAAAUAAUGCUGUACCCUAACUAAUAAAAAUAUUGUUUUAUAAACAUAAUGUGGAAAAGUAAAGUUAUUUGUACCAUUGUUUUCUUCCUUACCAUAGCAAAACUACCAUCUGGAAAGCUUAUCCGUGUAGAUGUGGCACCAACCAUGCCAAGUCAUUCCCAUCUCACUUUCCUCAGCUCUACUUACCCAAA